AUGAACAAGAUCCUCUCAAGCACUCUUUGCUUUGGACUCCUAACUUUGUCAUCUGUGUUGAUCUUUUUACAAUGUGUGCAUGGACGGCCAUAUCUUACCCAAGGAAAUAAAAUACUUCCAGAUAAAAAUUAUCCAAAUCAUGAGAAACUGUUCCUGGCUCUACUGAAUAAAAAUUUUGAUUUCCAAAGACCUUUCAACACUGAUCUAGCAUUGCCUAACAAACUGGAAGAACUUAACCAGCUGGAAAAGCUAAAAGAACAGCUAGUGGAGAAGGAUUCUGAGACGUCCUAUGCUAUAGAUGGUCUAUUCUCUUCUCAUGCUAGCAAACGAGAUAAGCUUUUAUUUCAAGGUUUUAAGAUUGACUUCCAAAAGAUGAUUUUUGCAGUUAUUUCUGAGAGGAAGAUGAUUCAGUUGGCAUUUCUUAGUCUUAUGGUGGUGAUCAAUAAAAAGGUUCAUAUUAAAAAAAUAAAUUCCGAUAAAAGUGUUACCAUAUAA
Rhinopithecus roxellana (golden snub-nosed monkey) is the source of this 495-nucleotide messenger RNA. It is a transcript of the gene UTS2B, whose product is annotated as urotensin 2B. The record is from RefSeq and is a predicted model, not a curated record. Lineage: Eukaryota; Metazoa; Chordata; Mammalia; Primates; Cercopithecidae. The coding region runs from base 1 to 495 and encodes 164 amino acids. The transcript is spliced from 4 exons.